Molecule: messenger RNA, 1361 nt
Organism: Tarenaya hassleriana
Lineage: Eukaryota; Viridiplantae; Streptophyta; Magnoliopsida; Brassicales; Cleomaceae
Product: rac-like GTP-binding protein ARAC11
Exons: 7
Coding region: 459-1052 (197 amino acids)
Biological process (GO): regulation of actin cytoskeleton organization; regulation of cell shape; small GTPase-mediated signal transduction
Cellular component (GO): cytoskeleton; cell cortex; plasma membrane
Molecular function (GO): GTP binding; GTPase activity; protein kinase binding
Source: RefSeq, a predicted model, not a curated record
CCGUUGGUUUUUGGUAUGUUAUAUAUCAAUCACCUAUUAAAAGGGCAAAUCCAAAAGAAGCGGAGGAAGGGGAGAUUGGUUGGCGAGGAAUGAUUUGACUCAGUGAACGCUUCAACGGCAUUGUUUCCCGGCCUCUCAAAACUAUACUCUCUCCCCAUUUUCGUUCUGUCCCCUCUAAUUCUCUCUCAAAUUCGGUUCUAGGGUUUCGAUUUCCCGACAGAAAGUUCCCUCCUUUGUCAUCCGCUGCGUCUUCCCCGUAAUACCCCGAUGGCCGAUUGAGCUCGAAGAAGCGAAAACCGGAUAAAACAUAAAGAGAAGGAAGAAAAUCCGGAGGAGUUUCGAGAUUUGGGUCAACAAGAAGGGGUCCUCAGGCGUUGAGAUUUGUGGCUUGACAGAAUCCUCGAGCUUUUUUGGAUUGAUUUACGGUUUGUGUUUUUUCCCUGAUUUUUCUGGGGAAAAUGAGCGCUUCGAGGUUCAUCAAAUGCGUCACGGUCGGCGAUGGAGCUGUCGGGAAAACCUGCCUUCUGAUUUCGUACACCAGCAACACUUUCCCUACGGAUUACGUGCCAACGGUUUUUGAUAAUUUCAGCGCGAAUGUUGUGGUAAAUGGAGCCACAGUUAAUCUGGGAUUAUGGGACACUGCAGGGCAAGAAGAUUACAACAGAUUAAGACCACUGAGUUACCGUGGGGCUGAUGUUUUCAUAUUGGCAUUCUCUCUCAUUAGCAAAGCCAGUUAUGAAAACGUAUCUAAGAAGUGGAUCCCGGAGUUGAAACAUUAUGCACCAGGAGUGCCCAUCAUUCUUGUCGGAACAAAGCUAGAUCUACGAGAUGAUAAGCAGUUCUUCGUUGACCAUCCCGGUGCUGUCCCUAUUUCUGCAGCUCAGGGAGAGGAGCUGAGGAAGCAAAUAGGAGCGCCCACAUAUAUAGAAUGCAGUUCAAAAACUCAAGAGAAUGUGAAGGGGGUGUUUGACGCAGCCAUCCGAGUUGUCCUCCAACCCCCAAAGCAGAAGAAGAAGAAGAGCAAAGCUCAGAAGGCCUGCUCCAUUCUAUGAUGGAAGAAAUGCCCAAUUAUGCAAUUCCUACCUUCUUUUCAUCUAUAUAUACAUAUAUAUAUAUAUAUAUAUAUAUGGAUGUAUGUAUAUCAGAAUCCGUGCCAUUCUAUAGAGUCUUGUUUCUCAGGAAACUAGACAUGGUUGAUACCUGGUUUUUCUUCUGACAUGACUUUUUUUUUUGGGGGGGUUGUUAUCUAAUGUGUUCAAACCCAUCACACGGUCGUCCUACCCUUUUGUUCUUCUGUUUCUCGCUUUGUUAUGAUUACAUUCGUUUUUGUUUAUUGUUAAUGGACAUCUUUCCUUCUGCAA